CGAUAUUUUGCCUCACUUCCAAGAUGAGCUCACAUCUCUCUCCAUUGCGCCCAACCUUCGGACAGGCAGCCCUGCCUAGUGGGGGCCCAAGAACCAUGAAGCUGGGUUUUUUGCUUCUUCCAUGCCAGCUUAUUGCUUAUUAGCCCGCGGUCUAAGCAAGGCACGGCACGGGCUGCUGGGACUCGCAACUAUUCUCCCUCGCCAUCUUUCCCUACUUUAGCUCCCGCCCCGCCCAAAUUGUCUUCAGACCCUGGGUACGGAUACCUCGCCUUAGCCAACAAGUCAUGUACGGACCCUGGCUUCGACCCCCCGGUUGCACUGCUUGCUCCCAUCGCCCUAUCCCGGCUCGCAAGAACGCCUCAAGUGAGAUCUUGGGAAACAGGAAGAUCUCGUAUAACUGCGGCAGAUUGCAGUAGUAUCUCGAUCGGAUCCCACCUACCAAGACCACGGGAAGACUGACGUGACACGACCCGGGUUUCUGUAUAGGCAAGACAUAUCUCAUCACAACCACGGCAAGCCCACCCACCCUUUACGCGCCCUUCCUAUACACUACCCUGGAAUGUCGCAGACUUGACUGAGAUCCAGUAAGUAUUGGUUACACUCUCCUCAUACACCCUUCACCGCUCUCGCUUCCUGGAGAGGCGAAGCAAUUCAUUCCUCUGCAAAGGGGCCCAAGAUGCCUCACCAUGCUAUUGUUUCUUUUCUUCCUUCCCGCGCUCCUGGUCUACAAGCCGCAGCUAGAGUUGCCUCCCGAGUGGCUCUCCAUUGCGAGGGAACGUAUUUAAAGCCACGAGUGUACCCCACGGUUGAUGCUUCCCCGAUCUCUCAUUCCCAAGUCGUACCCGCCGCAUUGCGUCUGAUCAAGGAUCAGUUCAACACAGCAACUCGACCUUCAUCACCGCCCCAAGAAUUGCCUUGGCCUGCCUUCGCGAGCUCACAAUGCCUUCCUCGAAGCCUUUGAAGAUCAAGCCCUCCGAGGUUGCGGCGGACACCAAGAAGAAACUGAUCCCAGAAGUCAACAGAUACUUCCGCGAGGAGUGGCCCCCGUACUCGGUUCUCUACUCUCAGCCGCUACUCCAGCUUCCGCUCAGCCGCCCGGCCUUCAUGAGCUCAGACUUACCCAACUUCUAUGUCGUGCAUAGCGAUCCUGUAGACUGCGCACUGGGCUGGGCUCAAAGUGAAGGAGUUCGGAUCCCCUUCAUCUGCGCCGCGAACGAGAAGCGACCCGGAGGUGAUUGGGAGACAGGUGUUGUCGGUUACGAGGAGAGAUUAUGCCGUCGCAGCAAUCUGUCAGCAACGUUGGGCUCUCCCCAUCCGGAUACAUGCAUGCCAACCAACUACCCGAUCCCGAUCGAAGGAGCCAUCUAUUCUCCCGAUGUUGUUCGUUUCCGCCAGUUCCAAGACAGGAUCGAGUCAUUGGACAUGAAAGAUUGGAGGUCGCUGCCAGUUAUUUCCAUGCCGCCAGCUCGGUGGCCGAAGCUCACAGACAUGGGACGAAAGUACUCUUUUUCGGAAGAGCGAGAAUUGGUACGGAACAAGAUGCGCGCCGCCUUGCGAAUCUGCGUGUUCAACGGCUACAACCACGUUGUGAUCGGCGACUUUGGCCUUGGCAAUGGCUACCGCAACCCGCCCAAGGAGCUGGCGGAGUUGUGGCGCGAAGUCUUCCUCUACGACCCCGAAUUGAGGGGCCAGUUUCUCGCCGUCAUGUUCGCUUUCGAAGACGACAGACAAUGCACAGCCAAGUUUAUCCUCGACGACAUCGCCAAGAAGACGAAAGGGAGCAGCAGCAGCAGCUCUUCGAAAAGCAAGUCAAAGAGCUCGUCAUCAUCAAGUUCUAGCGGCAGUUCAUCCAGUCACAAGAGCGACUUCAAAAUCUUCAGCGAAAUCUUCGCGACGAGCGAGAUAGCCAGAGUUCGGAGCCAACCUGACCCACGCUACGCCUUCUCUGCAAUUAUGGAUGGGUCUUGACCGAUUUGCCCUUGGCGCAUCCUCGACCGGGUUAAUGUCUCACCCAUGGGUACUCGAUGUGAGCCGGUGAGACCUGGCCGUACGUCAGGCUGGCUGAGGCGGUAUACCCUGGGCAGAUUCUUGUCUCGCCGUACGACCUGUCAUGUCAACACAUGGCUACCAGAAAGGUGUUUGUGUCUCGCAACACAGUCUAUUCAGCACUACUAACGACUGAUUCCCUGUCCAAGUGCGUUGAUUGGCCCGCAAUGACCGGGCAGGGGGCUCUAUUUUUUGCAUUAUUCGACCGGGCUUUCAGUUCAGCGGCCCACGCUGGUUGCUUUUUCCGCCCUUGCACGUCGGGCUGAAGCUACUUGCGAUCUCGAGGGUCCCCGGAUCUACAACGUCGGGCGUCAAUUGCCUGUUCCGGCCAGUAGGCUCGGAGGGCUUCAAUAGUGGUCUUCGAAGUUGUUUGCCUAUUUCCUUUUUCUUCUCAUCUCGAUUUUCGCGGGAAUUCGCUUGCUCUCACUGGCGCACAUCAUUACACGCUUGACUUCGGG
Colletotrichum scovillei is the source of this 2504-nucleotide messenger RNA. RefSeq lists its product as uncharacterized. The coding region runs from base 940 to 1968 and encodes 342 amino acids. The transcript has 4 exons. The record is from RefSeq and is a predicted model, not a curated record. NCBI's taxonomy places the organism in Eukaryota, Fungi, Ascomycota, Sordariomycetes, Glomerellales, Glomerellaceae.